Molecule: messenger RNA, 2652 nt
Organism: Kockovaella imperatae
Lineage: Eukaryota; Fungi; Basidiomycota; Tremellomycetes; Tremellales; Cuniculitremaceae
Product: putative ubiquitin-protein ligase
Exons: 18
Coding region: 115-2445 (776 amino acids)
Biological process (GO): protein ubiquitination; SCF-dependent proteasomal ubiquitin-dependent protein catabolic process
Cellular component (GO): SCF ubiquitin ligase complex
Molecular function (GO): ubiquitin protein ligase binding
Source: RefSeq, a predicted model, not a curated record
GAGACGCACCUGUCUGUUGAACAUUUCUUCAUACCUCGUACUCAGUGUCGUGUCAGCCUCUGUCUCUGAGUAGUGCAGUUUGGGGCGUCAGAGAAAAUCUCAGAGUCCUAAGCUAUGUCCACGUCUGCGAGUUCAUCCGGUAAAGCGGCAUGGCGAGAACCGACAAAGGAGGACAAACCGCCCAAGGAUGCGGAUCUGCCGGAAGCAUGGGCGUUUCUCAAAGUCGGCGUUGAGCACAUCAUGACGAGAUUACACCUCGGCAUGUCCUACUCCUACUACAUUCUCCUCUAUACAGCCAUAUACGACUUCUGUACCGCCAGUAGACCUACUGCAGGACACGGUGCCACAAGGGGAGGUGCAAGUCUGCAAGGAUCAGAGCUGUACAAGAGUCUGCACGUUUUCCUCUCAAAUCAUUGCAAGCGAUUACGCGAGGAGUCAGAUACCUUGUCAGAUCAUGAGCUGCUCAAAUUCUACGCGAAAGAAUGGGACCGAUACACGACCGGAGCGACGUAUGUGAACAAGCUGUUCAACUACUUGAACAAGCAUUGGGUCAAGAGAGAAAAGGAGGAGGGCAGAAAAGAGGUCUACACGGUGUACACGCUAGCCUUGGUCGCGUGGAAAAACAAUUUUUUCAACCAUUUCGCCAACCAAGGAGGGGUCAGCAGGUUGACCCAGGCGAUCUUGCGGCAGAUUGAGCAUCAGAGGAACGGAGAGGUCGUUGACUCGGGACUGCUGAAGCAGGUCAUUGAGAGUUAUGUAUCACUUGGUAUCGAUCAGGGCGAUUACCAGCGAGCGAACUUGGACGUCUACAAGGAGCACUUCCAGACGCCCUUCCUUGCGGCGACGAGGCAAUACUACAAGAACGAAUCGAGCCUCUACGUCGUCGCCAAUUCCGUCUCAGACUACAUGAAGAAGGCAGAGGAUAGGCUGGACGAAGAGGCUCAGCGUGUGACGUUGUACCUGAACGACAGUACGAGGAAAGAUCUCAAGGAGACUUGUGAGAGGGUUCUGGUAUCGGAUCACGCGGAGCUUCUGUGGGAUGAGUUCCAGGCUUUAUUAGAUGCAGAUAGGUUGAAAGAUCUCACCAGGAUGUACGCUCUCUUGUCUCGUAUACCAACAGGCUUGGAGCCGCUCCGGAGGCAGUUCGAAGAGCAUGUCAAACGGGCGGGUCUCGCUGCUGUGCAACGGGUGCUCCCAGCUGCCGGAGCAGUCAAUGAGGCUGGCAAAGCAGAGGUCCUGGAUCCGAAAUCGUAUAUCGAGGCUCUACUUGAAGUGCAUGGCAAAUUUGGAGAGGUCGUGGAUGGACCUUUCCGCGCCGAGCUUGGUUUCAACGCCAGCCUGGACAAAGCUUGUCGGGACUUCUGCAAUACCAAUGCCGCCUGCACCUCGCCUACCAAAUCACCGGAACUCUUGGCUUCAUACUGCGAUCAAAUGCUACGAAAAAGCAACAAGGAUCUUGACGGAGAAUCCGUGGAAAACGCUCUCAACCAAGCUAUGAUUAUUUUCCGCUAUAUUGACGACAAGGACGUCUUCCAGAAGUUCUACCAGAAAAAACUGGCCCUUCGUCUCAUUGGCCAGCUCUCAGCCUCGGACGACAGCGAAUCGAGCAUGAUCACCAAAUUGAAGGAGUUAUCCGGUUUCGAGUACACCAACAAGCUCACUCGAAUGUUCACAGAUAUGAACCUUAGCCGCGACUUGACCGAAAAGUUCAAGGAAAAGGAGAGAAACAGGGCUGCAUCGAGCGACAUCGACUUCACCGCUAUGAUUCUCGGCGCCAACUUCUGGCCGAUUGUUCCUGCUCCGACGAACUACGCUGUGCCCCGGGAGAUUCAGAGUACAUACGAUGCGUUCACCAAGUAUCAUAGUGAGGUACAUUCUGGACGAAAACUCACAUGGCUGUGGCAUGUCAUGAAAGCCGAGCUGCGCACUACCUAUUUGCCACAAAAGUACAUCUUUAUGACCAACGCGUACCAGAUGGCCAUCCUGUGUCAAUUCAACGAGAACGACUCGCUAUCACUGCAGGACCUCUUAUCGGGAACUCAGUUGCAAGAGAGCGUUCUCAACGCUCAAUUGGGACUCUUAGUCAAGGCCAAAAUCUUGCUGCAGGAUGGAAACAAUUACGAUCUGAACCUGAACUUCAAAUCCAAGAAGCUAAAGGUCAACUUGAACCAGCCCGUCAAAUCAGAGCAAAAGGCAGAGGCUACUGAAGUCCUCGCAGCGGUUGACGAAGACCGGAAAUUCGUCUACCAAGCUACGAUCGUCCGUUUGAUGAAGGCAAGAAAGACUAUGAAACAUCAGGCUUUGAUACAAGAAGUCACCGCUCAAAUCUCGACCAAGUUCACGCCGAAAGUCUCAGAGAUCAAAAAGGCCAUCGAUCUCCUGCUUGACAAGGAGUACCUAGAGAGAGACGAAGGUCAAAAAGAUAGCUAUUCGUACCUUGCUUGAGAGGGCUCUUUGGGAGAUCGAGUCGAAGAUUCAGUCUGCAAUCAGAGGGUAGAUUGUCGGGGCUUGAAAGGUCUGUAUUGCUUUUACGAUACGUCAGGAUGAGUCACACUCGUUGUAUAUAGUAACUAUGCAUCACAUGUAUUGUGUAGAGUCCUGAGAAGGGCGGCCUUGAGACUUGUUCAAGGGCCUGAUAAAGGAAUGACGGGG